Molecule: messenger RNA, 2400 nt
Organism: Cicer arietinum (chickpea)
Lineage: Eukaryota; Viridiplantae; Streptophyta; Magnoliopsida; Fabales; Fabaceae
Product: bifunctional 3-dehydroquinate dehydratase/shikimate dehydrogenase, chloroplastic
Biological process (GO): shikimate metabolic process; chorismate biosynthetic process
Molecular function (GO): shikimate 3-dehydrogenase (NADP+) activity; NADP binding; 3-dehydroquinate dehydratase activity
Source: RefSeq, a predicted model, not a curated record
AAAAAAAUCAGUAAUUGUAUUUUAUUGGUGAACUGGUAAGAGAAAUUUGAAUGAAUCGGUUUUUUAUUUUGAUUUUAGCAACCGAGUAGGACAUGAAGAUCUUGCUGCAUUCUAUUGCAGCGAGCGAAACCUCACAUUUACAAUGGUGCCACGCUCUGUUGAACGAUAGAGGAAGAGAUGAAGAACAUUUGGUGCAGAGUAUCUAUGAUAACAUCCAGUGGAGACGCGGUGAUAGACGAAUCGAACGGUAAAAAAUAACGUUCCACAGUAGAGCACUUAUGAUGACUGUCCACCGUAGAAAGCGCCUUCUUCCACCAACCCUCAAAACAAUUGAACAGAAAGCAAGUCUGAAUUCAACUACUACUCUACUCUUUCAUUCUCCUUUUCUUUUCAAUUUACACAACACCAACACCAACACCAACACCUUAUCAACUCAUGGACUCACUCAACCUCCCGCCGCUUGCUUCGCCUUCAACUGGAAGUGAAGAAGUUACGAGAACGAGGAAGAAUGCGACGUUAAUCUGUAUUCCUAUAAUGGCUGAAACUAUUCAAUUAAUGAUAGCUGAUAUACAAAAAGCUAAACUCAAUGGAGCAGACGUUGUAGAAAUACGAUUAGAUUAUCUAACUACUUUCCAUCCUUAUCAAGAUCUUAACUCUCUUAUUCAACAACACCAUUCUUUGCCCUUAUUAUUCACUUACAGGCCGAAUUGGGAGGGUGGAAAGUAUGACGGUGAUGAAAAUCAACGGUUCGAUGCAUUACGGUUAGCCAUGGAAUUGGGAGCUGAUUACAUUGACAUUGAACUUAAGGUUGCUCACCAGUUUUUUGACUCUAUACGUGGGAAGACAUUCAACAAAACCAAGGUCAUUGUUUCAUCUCACAACUAUCAGAGUACUCCGUCAGUUGAGGAUCUUGGCAACCUUGUUGCAAGAAUACAAGCAACUGGGGCAGACAUAGUAAAGAUUGCAACAACCGCCGUGGAGAUCACUGAUGUGGCACGCAUGUUUCAAAUUAUGGUUCAUUCUCAAGUUCCAUUCAUUGGACUUGUUAUGGGUGACAGGGGAUUGAUUUCGCGUAUACUUUGUGCAAAAUUUGGUGGGUAUCUUACUUUUGGUACACUCGAGUCAGGGGUAGUUUCAGCUCCUGGUCAACCUACACUUAAGGAUCUGUUGUAUCUAUACAAUUUCAGACAAGUGGGACCUGAGACAAAAGUAUAUGGAAUCAUUGGGAAGCCCGUCAGUCACAGUAAAUCACCUGUAUUGUUCAAUGAAGCCUUCAAGACAGUUGGUUUUGAUGGAGUUUAUGUAUUUUUAUUGGUGGACGACCUUGCCAAUUUUUUCAGGACUUACUCAUCAACGGAUUUUGUGGGAUUCAGUGUUACCAUUCCUCACAAGGAGGCAGCCCUUAAGUGCUGCGACGAGGUUGAUCCAGUGGCUAAGUCAAUAGGAGCUGUAAAUUGUGUUAUAAGAAGACCAACAGAUGGGAAGUUGAUUGGGUAUAACACUGAUUAUGUUGGUGCUAUUUCUGCCAUUGAGGAUGGACUCCGAGAUAAAAAUAAUGGUAGUGGCACAACUAUUUCGCCAUUAGCCGGUAAGGUGUUUGUUGUUAUUGGUGCUGGUGGUGCUGGUAAGGCACUUGCUUAUGGUGCAAAAGCAAAAGGAGCGAGGAUUGUGAUUGCAAACCGCACCUAUGAUCGUGCCAGAGAACUUGCUGAUGUAAUUGGUGGAGAGGCUUUAGCCCUCGGUGAUUUAGAUAAUUACCACCCGGAGGAUGGUAUGAUUCUUGCGAACACAACAUCAAUUGGAAUGCAACCAAAAGUUGAUGAAACACCUAUUUCUAAGCAUGCAUUGAAAUUUUACUCCCUGGUUUUUGAUGCUGUCUACACGCCGAAAAUGACUAGACUCUUGAAGGAAGCAGAAGAAUCAGGAGCCACUACUGUAACAGGACUGGAGAUGUUUAUUGGACAAGCAUAUGAACAAUAUGAGAAGUAUACUGGAUUGCCAGCACCAAAGCAACUCUUCAGAAAAAUUAUGGAAAAUUAUUGAUGAGAGUGCAUCUCAAACCUAGAAGUAGGAUGGUGAGCGGCAUUGCUUACUUUUGUUUUUAACUUCAAGGUUGUGAAAGCAGAUUGCAGUUGUUCACUUUUGUUUACCCAAAAGAGAAGAAAAAUCUGUUUAGAUUGCAAUUGAAUGUUGAGGAACUUUCUUCAGGGUCGGUGAUUUAUUGUAUUUAUCUUUCCUAAUUCCCGUUAGGAAAAUUUCUCUGCAAUCACAAUUAAUAAUAGCAAAUAGUUUUUGCUUUAUAAUUGUAUUGUAUGUAACUUUUUAUAGCUGAAGAAACAUUUUUUUUUCAAUUACUUUUAUGACAAAAAUGAAGAAGAAAAAUAAGGAAAAAUCAUAUUA